Molecule: messenger RNA, 1725 nt
Organism: Triticum dicoccoides
Lineage: Eukaryota; Viridiplantae; Streptophyta; Magnoliopsida; Poales; Poaceae
Exons: 6
Coding region: 790-1227 (145 amino acids)
Source: RefSeq, a predicted model, not a curated record
ACGCCGCCCAUUCUUCCCCUCGCUACCCCAUUCUUUCGUUGCUUGCUCGCCGGCGACGCCGUGACGCCGCGCCGCCUCGAUCCCUUCCUCCCUCCCCACGCCCCACGUCGCCUUGCCCCUCCCUCCCCACCUCCGCCCACGCCGGUGCCACCUUCUUCCCCCAUGCCUCGUUUGAAGCUUCGAAUUUUGCCCGAAGGUUGGAUUUUUGCGCGGCGGCCUAGCGAGGCGUCCAACCCCGAGGACCACUGGCCAUGGCGGCCGCCGUCCAUGUCUACCUCCUCCGUCAGCCUCCUCCUCGAGUGCCCCCUCUCCGUCUGCCGCCUCGUCAACCCGGCCUCUUCUCCUGCCAUGGCGCUCCCCCCUCCCGCCUUCCAGUCUCCGCUCCUCCCUCCCCGUCGGCACCUGCCAACUACCCGGCGACCCCUACUGGCCCCCUCGUCCGACCACCUGCUCGCCGUCAACCAUGAAGCCCGCCCCCUCCAUGGACGUCAUCGACCCAAGCACUGGGAAGCACGGGUGGUCAAGGUGAAGGAGCUCACCGUCGAGCUCGCCGGAGCACUACGCGCUCAAGGCGUCCACAACACCUCCACGUGCUCAAGUUCAGAUCUCACCGGAGCUUCAGAUCCAGAUGAAGGCUCAAUGCUGCAUUGCUGACUGGCACAUCAGGGGCAAGCAGCAGACCAGAAAAUUACAAAUGAUUUCUUCGCGGAGCGGAAGAUUGGUGGAGGUCCAUUCGGAAACGUUUAUAAGAUGAUGGCAGAGUGAUUGCGGUGAAGAAACUUCAGGAAAAUGCACCGAUGUCGCCUGACAAGACAUUCAACAAUGAGGAACAGAGGCGAAGUACCAGAGGCGUCGCGUGUCGUGGUCGGGGGCGGGGAAAAAAAGAAGUUACUUCACCUUACCUUCACUUCACCAAACAGCGAGAGGAGGGUGCCCAAUGGCCCUGAUCCUAUCCACAACAGUGCAAUUGGCACUGCACCUGCAGCCAACAGCAGCAGCAGAGGUAAUCAGCAGUCGAGGUGGUCGAGGGCAGAGGCAAUCAGCAGAAGCAAUCAGCAGAGGCAAUCAGCAGUCGAGGGCAGGCGGCAGUGGCAUCAGCAGGUCUACGUGGUUGUCUCGCCGCCGGGGAAGAUCCGCCUUGCCCUGCCUGCCGAAUUCUUCAAGAGGCACAAGAGGGGAGCGGCGACCGGGGUUGGCAGCGGCGGCUGGGGUUGCCGCGGGGGGUGAGGAACCGGCGAGCAGGGCACAAGCAGGGCCAGGGACGCGAGCAGGGCUGCGAGGAGGAGGCGCCCGUCGAGGUGGUCGCCUUCGAGGAGCAGCCUCAGCUGGGCGGCAGGGCAGCUCGCCUCCGUGCAGGCGGCCCACGUUCGCAGCGGCGGAGCAACCGCAGGUGGGCGACGGCGCAGGUGGUCGCCCGCUCUUUCUACGGCGGCUGCCGGCGGUGGCUACGACGGCCGCUUGGUCGAAGGAGGAAGAAGCAUAGGUGAGGGGGGAUUAGCACUAGAUUUAAAACCGGAAGGAGUUUUCUGUAAAAUUUGAAAUGAACUAAGCUCUGGACAACUUUUUUCGGACGGAGGGAGUACUGGUUAUGAUCCUAGUGUUACAUUACAGCAGAGCUAGCCCAGCGAGAGUACAGUUCCUCAAGAGACUGGGACUGGUCAAGGAGUGAUAGAGAUACUGAUGGUAAUUUUGUUUUACACAAGAUCAUGCACAGAACAAAUACUA